AUGUCCAUAGCAAGUUACGCCCAAGAGUUAAAGCUAGCCCUACAUCAAUAUCCAAACUUUCCAAGUGAGGGUAUUCUAUUUGAAGAUUUCUUGCCUAUCUUCAGAAAUCCAGGCCUUUUCAAGAAACUAGUGGAUGCUUUCAAGCUGCAUUUGGAAGAAGCGUUCCCAGAAACUAAAAUCGACUACAUCAUUGGUCUGGAAUCCCGUGGGUUCUUGUUUGGCCCAACUCUAGCCAUGGCUUUAGGUGUCGGUUUCGUUCCAGUUAGAAAGGCAGGUAAACUGCCUGGUGAGUGUGCCCAGGCCUCGUACGAAAAGGAAUACGGUACUGACGUUUUCGAAAUGCAGAAAAACGCAAUUCCAGUAGGUUCCAACGUUGUUAUCGUCGAUGACAUCAUCGCCACUGGUGGCUCCGCAGUUGCUGCUGGUGAAUUGGUUGACCAAAUUGGUGCUAACAUUUUGGAAUACGACUUCGUCAUGGAAUUGGAUUUCUUGAAGGGUAGAGAUAAGUUGAAUGCCCCAGUGUUCACUCUAUUGAACGCUCAACAGGAGGCUUUGAAGAAAUGA
Messenger RNA from Saccharomyces eubayanus, 564 nucleotides. It is a transcript of the gene APT1, whose product is annotated as adenine phosphoribosyltransferase APT1. Gene Ontology annotation, biological process: AMP salvage; adenine salvage. The record is from RefSeq and is a predicted model, not a curated record. Gene Ontology annotation, molecular function: adenine binding; adenine phosphoribosyltransferase activity; AMP binding. The coding region runs from base 1 to 564 and encodes 187 amino acids. Gene Ontology annotation, cellular component: cytoplasm. The transcript has a single exon. Lineage: Eukaryota; Fungi; Ascomycota; Saccharomycetes; Saccharomycetales; Saccharomycetaceae.